AUGAAUAACUUAUUUGACAUUGCGCACGGAAAUGCGUUAGAUUUAAUUAAAAUAGAAGAAGAUAAAGAGUUUUUGAAGAAUCAACGUAAAGAAGGUAGACCUGGUGCAAUGGUGGGAUGUGAUCGUUCAUUAUUUGAAAAAGAAAAGCGAAGAAAUACUCGUAUUGAGAAAGAGGUAAUCCGAAAAGAAAAGCAGGGUGAAGAACAAUUCCAAGUAUUCCUAACAGCGAAUGAUUUGAGUGACAAUACUGAAGAACUAAUUGAUGUAUACGACAGUGAUGAUAAUACUGAUCAAACUGCUAACUGUAGCUUUCAACAAAAAAACAGAAAACGAGGAAUGAAACAUUUUAUCACUUCAAAGCUUGUUGCGACCUUAGACAAGUGCAAAGUCAGUGAUAGGGACGCAGUACGUAUUCUGAUAGCUGCGGCUGAAGCAUUGGAACAUGAUAUCAGUACAUUGGUAAUCAGCAAGACAUCGAUUCGGCUUUGCCGUAAACAAAUUCGUUCGGAAACUUCUGCAAAACUGAUGACGGAUUUUAAAAACAGCAAUAUAAAUCAAAUUACGGUACAUUGGGAUGGAAAAAUUUUACCGUCAAUCACAGGAAACGCAAAAGUGGACAGAUUACCAGUUGUGAUAACAACAGAUGGCAUUGAACAUCUACUUGGAGUACCUGCCCUGUCAGCUGGUACUGGCAAAGAACAGACAGACGCCAUACUCGAACUAUUAAAGGAAUGGAAUCUAACAGAAAAGGUAGAAGCUUUAUGUUUUGAUACUACCGCGACAAAUACAGGUAGAUUACAAGGUACCAGCAUUUUAUUAGAACAACACCUCAAUAGAGAAUUGUUAUAUCUCUCUUGCCGUCAUCACAUAUAUGAGCUCUUGCUGAAAACAACCAUCGGCGACAACGACAAGGCAGGAAGCACGACGAAAAAGUAA
Bactrocera tryoni is the source of this 936-nucleotide messenger RNA. RefSeq lists its product as uncharacterized. Bases 1 to 936 code for a protein of 311 amino acids. NCBI's taxonomy places the organism in Eukaryota, Metazoa, Arthropoda, Insecta, Diptera, Tephritidae. The transcript is spliced from 3 exons. The record is from RefSeq and is a predicted model, not a curated record.